This is a messenger RNA of Rana temporaria (common frog), 1438 nucleotides long. RefSeq names its product carboxypeptidase B-like. The record is from RefSeq and is a predicted model, not a curated record. The coding region runs from base 42 to 1283 and encodes 413 amino acids. Gene Ontology annotation, molecular function: zinc ion binding; metallocarboxypeptidase activity. Gene Ontology annotation, biological process: proteolysis. The transcript has 11 exons. NCBI's taxonomy places the organism in Eukaryota, Metazoa, Chordata, Amphibia, Anura, Ranidae.
AUAAACGACAGACGCAGUUCACUCUUUCCUUCUUUAUCAUCAUGUGGACCAUACUUAUACUUGCAAGCAUUGCAGCAGCGUCUGCUGAGCCACGAACCUUUAUUGGGGAAAAAGUAUUCCGUGUAUUUCCACAAAAUUAUGCAGAAGUACAGCUUAUUAAAUCUCUGGACGAACAUGCAAAGCUUGACUUUUGGGUUCCCGACUCUGUGGAUCUUGUAGAACCUGGCAAAAGUGUUGACUUCCGUGCUGAGAGUCAUGAUGUCUAUGAUGUUCAGGCCAUGCUUGAGCAGAGUGGAAUGUCCUUUAAAAUCAUAAUCGAUGACCUGCAGGUUGCACUGGACAAGCAGCGUGAUAGCAGCAGCCGUGCAGUACACAGCUAUGAAAAGUACAAUAAUCUUGAUACUAUCAAUGCCUGGUCUGCUAACAUCGCUGCUCAGAACCCAUCUCUGGUGUCACGCUCUCAGAUUGGAACCUCAUACCAGGGACGUCCUCUGUAUUUACUUAAGGUUGGAAAAAGCGGAGCAAACAAGAAGGCUGUCUUCAUUGACUGUGGGAUCCACGCUAGAGAAUGGAUCAGCCCUGCUUUCUGUCAGUGGUUUGUAAAAGAAGCAGUUAACACCUAUGGCAGUGAUGCUCAGUUUACCAACCUCUUGAACAACCUGGACUUCUAUGUUCUCCCUGUUAUGAACGUUGAUGGUUAUGAGUAUUCUUGGAGCACAUACCGCAUGUGGAGAAAGACUCUCUCUCCUAACAAGAAUUCUGCCUGCCUGGGAACUGAUUUAAACAGAAACUUCAACGCUGGAUGGUGCACUGUCGGAGCUUCUAAAAGAGCUUGCGAUGAAACAUAUUGUGGUACUGCUCCUGAAUCUGAAAAGGAAGCCAAAGCUCUAGCUGACUUUAUACGUGCCAACAUUGAUUCCAUCAAGGGUUACCUGACUAUCCACUCUUAUGGCCAGAUGCUGCUGUUCCCCUACUCUUAUACCUAUAAUCUUGCCAAAGAUCACGAUGAACUGUAUUCUGUUGCCAGGAAUGCCGUUUCUGCUUUGACUUCCCUCUAUGGAACUCAAUACACGUAUGGUCCUGGUGCAGCUACAAUCUAUCCUGCUGCAGGAGGCUCCGAUGACUGGGCUUAUGAUGCUGGUGUGAAAUAUUCCUACACAUUUGAACUUCGUGACAAAUAUGAAUAUGGAUUUGCUCUACCUGAAAUUCAGAUCAAACCCACUUGCGAGGAAACUAUGCUUGCUGUCAAAUACAUUGCCAACUACAUCUUGAAUAAUGCAUAAUAAGUAACUUACCAGUGGAGCUAAAUGCUGUAAAGUCGAAGAUAAAGUUUCAUUCAUUAAUUUUAAACAAGUUUUUUCAUUUGCUGCUCAAUAACAUGAUGUAAAAUCUAUUGAUAAAGAAAGAAAUUGACAAUAAAGAUGUUUAAUGGAAAUAU